Molecule: messenger RNA, 2756 nt
Organism: Pseudomyrmex gracilis
Lineage: Eukaryota; Metazoa; Arthropoda; Insecta; Hymenoptera; Formicidae
Product: putative fatty acyl-CoA reductase CG5065
Exons: 8
Coding region: 970-2508 (512 amino acids)
Biological process (GO): long-chain fatty-acyl-CoA metabolic process
Cellular component (GO): peroxisome
Molecular function (GO): alcohol-forming very long-chain fatty acyl-CoA reductase (NADP+) activity
Source: RefSeq, a predicted model, not a curated record
UUUAAAAAGAAGGAAUCAAAACAUUAAAUUGGUGAAAAAAAGAAUGUUUUUAAAACCUGGUAGCUUUUGGAAGAAGGAUUCUGCAGAAAUGUAUAGUGUAUUUUCUUUUUAAUUUUUGGUUACUUUUUUUAACGCAGAAUAGCACGUGAUUCUGAUCUUGUUAGUCAAUAAUCUCUAAAUUAUCGAAAAACCAGACCACAAUAUUCAAGAUGUUCCGUAAUUGCCGUUCAAUCUCUUGUGAGCAGAUAGAGAAGAUUAUAUUGAGUUAAACAGUUCUUUGCCACUUUGCAAGAUUCGCAAUAAUUACCGAAAUCUUAAUUAAUAAAGAUUUGCGAAUAACUGUGUAUCAUAAGAGUCAGUCUACUGAAGAUAGUCUAAUGAAGAUACUAAAACAGUAAGAGUAGAGAAUAAACUAUUUUACGGUGAAGUAACAACGAGAAUAACGGAAUGAGUAGAUUCUAUUUUGCACUGCCUACUGCCUUACUGUUAGCUAAUGAAAGACGAGUGUUAUAAAACGCAAAAUACUUACUUGUAUAGACGAAACUGAUAUAACUCCAAGAACCUUACUUCUUACUCUAUACUGCCUACUUCCUUUGUAGACGGCCCUUUACAGCAUGCUGAAGUGGUGGAAAAAAUGCACACAACAGCAGCGAGUUCUACCUGCAUAAACUUACUGCUGUUGUGCGCAUCCCAUUCACCGUUUCAGCAUGCUGCGAAAAAGUCAAAACUGAAAACACUGGCGCCGGAAUGUCGCGCCGUAAGACAGCCCGAUGCAUGCUCACUCGUAAAUCUUUAUUAAUUGAGAUCUCAAUAAUUAUUGCAAAUCUCGAAAAAUGAUAUAUAUAUAUAUAUGACGAACUUUUUCAUUCAAUAUAACCCACUCUACUUUCCAACAAGAAAUUGUACGGCACUUACGGAACACUCUGUACACAUAAUAUACACAGAAAACUCUUGUGACAAUUCAAGAUUAUGGACGAAUCGAGAUCUGAAGUUCAGUCCUUCUACAAGGAUAAGAUCAUUUUUAUUACCGGCGCUUCCGGUUUUAUGGGCAAAGUUCUCAUGGAAAAAUUACUGUAUAGCUGCUCUGAUCUCAGUAAAAUCUAUAUCCUUAUACGAGACAAGAAAGGCCACAAUUGGGAAAAUCGAUUUAAGGAUAUGUUUAACAUACCAUUAUUUCGAAGACUACAGGAACAGAAAGCACAAAUUUUUAAGAAAGUAAUACCACUAAAUGGCGAUAUAUUAUCAGAUAAUUUAGGUCUUACUACCGUACAGCGCGAGUGUUUGAUACAGGAAGUAAACGUAGUAUUUCAUUUAGCCGCGAGUCUUAGAAUGGAGGCGAAAAUAAAAGACUCUAUCAAAAUGAACACGAUGGCUACACACACAGUACUAAAGUUGGCAAAACAAAUGAAACACUUGCAAGUUUUCGUACAUUUAAGUACGGCUUAUUGUCAUGUCGAUCAAGACGAACUUGGCGAACAUAUCUACGAUUCUCCUCAUGAUCCUCAUGAUAUCAUGAGACUAGUUGAAUGGCUGGACGAAGAAGCUAUCGAUCUUAUUACACCUAAAUUAUUAGGUUCGCAUCCAAAUUGUUACACGUAUUCAAAACAACUUACGGAAACAUUGGUGGCCAAUGAAUACCCUAAUCUUCCGUGUAUUAUUGCUAGACCUUCCAUCGUAUGUCCUAUUUUAUUGGAGCCAGUGCCAGGAUGGGUUGAUACUUUAAAUGGAGUUGGAGGCAUACUUGUCGGCGCAGGCAAAGGUGUUAUUAGAUCGAUGCACUGCAUACCAACUUACUGUGCCGAAAUUAUUCCAGUCGACAUUGCAAUUAAUUCGUUAAUUGUCUUAUCAUACAUGAUUGGUACCAGCAAAAUAAAAUCAAAAAGCAUACCUGUGUACAACAUAACGCAGGGAAAUGUAAGGCCCAUUACAUGGGGUCAAAUGUUAGAGAAAGGCAGGAAAAUCAUUUAUGAUUAUCCUUUUGAAGGACAGGCUUGGUAUCCGGAUGGUAAUAUACGUACCAACAAAUAUGUGCACAACUUAUUUGCCUUUUUCUUUCACAUCAUUCCUGCGUAUUUAAUCGACUUUCUCAUGUUGAUAUUUCGACAGAAAAGAUUUAUGGUCAGAAUUCAAAAGCGAAUUUUAGUCGGUCUGAAAGUAUUGCAAUACUUUACCACGAAAAAUUGGAGAUUUCGUAACGAUAAGGGGAUUGCUAUGGCCAACAAACUAUCACCAGCAGAUCAAAAACUAUUUCCCAUUGCAAUUCAUCAUUAUGAUGAAGACAAAUACUGCAAGGAUAUAAUUCUUGGAAUACGGCAAUACUGUAUGAAAGAAGAUCUAUCUACUUUGCCAAAAGCCCGUCGUCGUCAAAAAGUAAUGUAUGCUAUCCAUAUCACGACGGUGUAUCUAUUUUACUUUGGAAUAUUCUAUUGUAUUUACAACACUUGCGAAAUAGUGAAAAUCUUGGUGAAGUAUGUUAUUGGAAAAGUACAAUCACUCGUUUUUGCAUGAUUGAAAAGAUACAUAAAAAUUUUAGAUUUGUUAUGAUAUAUAUUAGUAUACAAGUUUUGGAACGCACAUAGUAAGAAACAAGAAUUCUUUUAAUAUUUUACACUACGUAUCCAUUACAAUAAGGUCUUUGAUGUAUUUGUUAAUACUAUUUAUAAGUGUAAUUAAAAGAAAGAGUCAUAAGUAUCUGUAAAAAUGUGUCUGUAAAACUGAUUGCAAUAAAAAGUGCAGCACUUAUGAAAAAAAAAAUU